Scutellospora calospora is the source of this 585-nucleotide messenger RNA. Lineage: Eukaryota; Fungi; Glomeromycota; Glomeromycetes; Diversisporales; Gigasporaceae. The record is from the annotation of a GenBank genome assembly.
AAUUAGUCAGAAUGUGUCCUUCAGUCGUAAAACUUGCAUUCAAAGAAUGGCAACGACAAGUUACUAAUAUUUUGUCAUUAAGUGGAAAUAUUGAAACGUCUUCAGAGUCAAAAACCCUACAAUUUUUACGUAUUUGUAAUGAUUUGAUUGUGACACAAUUGAUCAAUAUUUCGGAUAUAGUCGAUGCUAUUACCAUUAAACAAGAACCUGAUUCAGAUGAGCAAUUACCUGAUUUAGAUGAGCAAGUACCUGAUUCAGAUGAGCAAGCACCUGAUUCAGAUGAGCAAGUACCUGAUUCAGAUGAACAAGAACCUCCAAAUCAGCAAGAACCUGAUCCAGAUAUAGUUGAUGAAGCUAACAUUCAACAAGAACUUAAUUUAAAUAACCUGGAAAAUAUCCUUUCUCAAGAAUUUGUUGAUCGCAUAUUGGAACUUUUUGAAAAUAUUCCGUCUACAGAGCGAAUCAUGACGUCACUUUGUUCGUUCUUUCGACGUUCUGUUUUAUCACGCGUUUUACUUUCAGAAGAAGACUUUCAGCCAGGAAUUUUUAUUCAGCUAAUUCAAAACGCGAAAGCCACUUUAAAUC